Sander lucioperca (pikeperch) is the source of this 2323-nucleotide messenger RNA. It is a transcript of the gene srd5a1, whose product is annotated as steroid-5-alpha-reductase, alpha polypeptide 1 (3-oxo-5 alpha-steroid delta 4-dehydrogenase alpha 1). The coding region runs from base 123 to 920 and encodes 265 amino acids. Lineage: Eukaryota; Metazoa; Chordata; Actinopteri; Perciformes; Percidae. The transcript is spliced from 5 exons. Gene Ontology annotation, cellular component: membrane. Gene Ontology annotation, biological process: steroid biosynthetic process. Gene Ontology annotation, molecular function: 3-oxo-5-alpha-steroid 4-dehydrogenase activity. The record is from RefSeq and is a predicted model, not a curated record.
CGAUUCGUCAGUAAGCUAGUAUGUCAAUGGUGAUACAGCAUUUUGGCAAAUAGUUGCAAACAUUAGUUACAUUUGCAUUGUUUCUAUUUUUUCAUUUUUGUAACAAUAGCCUCUCAGCCGUGAUGGACGCACUCUUUUCCAGGCUCUUCUCCUCGGAAGAAGAGGAACUGUACAUUUUGGACUGCAUGGCUUACUCAAUGGCUUUCAUGGCAGCCUGCACUUUCGUUACUUUGCUUUUCGAAAAUGUCCCAUACGGACGAUAUGCUACCAGCAAAUAUGGAUUUCCAGUUAAUGUCAGGCUUGCUUGGUUCGUUCAGGAGCUGCCUGCGUUCCUGGUACCUUUGUGUCUGGUAGUUUGGACAUCAUCUGCGAAAACCUCACGACUGCCCAACCAGCUGCUCAUUGCCAUGUAUUUCUGCCACUAUGUUCAGAGAUCCCUUAUUUAUCCGUUUUUAAUCCGAGGAGGUAAACCAACACCAUUCGCCUCAUUUGUCCUGGCCAUUGUUUUCUGCAUCUAUAAUGGCUACAUGCAGAUCAGGUACCUGAGCCAUUAUGCUGAGUACCCUGCAUAUUGGGUUACACAUCCAUGCUUCAUCACAGGGUCCAUACUGUGGUUGGUCGGGUGGCUGGUGAAUGUGCACUCUGACCACAUCCUGAGGAACCUGAGAAAGCCCGGAGAGACUGGUUACAAGAUUCCCACAGGCGGAAUGUUUGAAUAUGUGUCUGGAGCCAACUUCUUAGGUGAGAUAACAGAGUGGGCUGGCUUCGCUCUGGCUAGCCACUCUGUUCACAGUUCAGCUUUUGCCAUCUUUACCACAGUGGUCCUCGCCAGCAGGGCUGUGGCCCACCACAAAUGGUACCUCGCUAAGUUUGAAGACUACCCUAAAAGUAGGAAGGCACUGAUUCCCUUUCUGCUCUAGAAAACACAGUGGGUACUAUAAGCCUGAAAAGCUACUGGUUCUUACAAUGGCUAAGAAUAAAAUUUUCACAAUAAAUUCUUAUAAUGUAGGAAAGCUCUAAUGUCAGAACAAACCUGACAUUGAAAACAGAAUCAAUCACAGGCUGCAUGCUUUUAAAUUCUCUCAUCUGAGCUGCAAGCAAGCAACGGUUAAAAACCAUCAUCUUAAAUGGAUUAGUAUCAUUACCUUUGCUUAUUACUUUGUUAAUAAUGUCCAUAAAGCACAAAAUAACCUCAAUAACCAUGAACUGAAUGUACUGAAAGCGCUAUGUUUGCUGGAGAGGCAACAUUCAGCGCCCCUCCAGAGGAAAUAAGCUAUCAAAUGGAGUAUACCUCAACAGUAAUACAGUGGAUUUAUAACACUCUGCACCAGCAAGAAACACUUUUAAGACUCUCCGCUGAUCUGUAUAUUCCCCCAGAUGGAACAUAAACUUGGAAAUGCAAAGCAGACACUUCACUCUCGAGUCAUCUGUUGCAAGUGCAUCUUUUUAACAUCCAUUUGAAUUGCACAGAUGAAAGACGAAGGACCUCGAAUUAAGUCCCAAUACAUUUCCCUACCUCAUUUUGCUCUGGGUAAAAACUUUUUACUACUCGCCUUAUCAUCUCAAACUCCUGGAAGAGAAGCCACUUUGGAACAAAAGGUAACUGCAUCGCUGUCCUGUAAAGACUUGAGGCUGUAGCAGGCCUGUCCACAGCUACUGGGCUGCAGGGAAUCAAGCAUGGCCCUCAAUAACUCAGCCAUGCCUGAAAUGAGAAGAAGAUAGCAUUGCCUCAACACGUCACUCCUGUCGGGGCUUCUGAGAAAGAGAGCAAAGAAGACCUGGUGGAGAGAUGAAUGAGUUAUGUUCAAAGCAGAAGCUCGUUUGACGCAAACAACACUGAAUGGAUGAGCUUGUGUGCGACUGAAUGGAAAGAGGGAGCCUGGGAGAGAAGAUACGAAAAUUAAACAUUGGAAUCGAUUCUUAACAUUCUGUUUUUGUUUCAUCUUAUGAGUGGGAGUUGGGACUUUUCUGAAAUCAUGUCUUAUUUUAUAUACUAACAAUGUGAUCUGCUUUAUGUUCAGUAUUUCUCACAACAGGUUUAGAUAGGAAACAAGUGCAAUUAUCUCAUCCACUUUUUCACAAGUUGAAUUCGUAUGCAAGUGAAAAUGACAUGAUUGCACCGAAGCUGAGUUUAUACUGAAGUGCUCCCUAUCCCCAAAAGUGCCAGCUGCAGUUUCCUCUCAUAACUCUUAAUCAGUUCUCCCUUUCCAGUCACAGUCAAGGCCACGUCAUUAUGAAUUUUAUGAAUGUGUUGUAUUUGAAAAAAUAUAUAUAUUUUGUCAUCUUUUUUACACAUGGUCUCAUCAAUAAAUAAUAGGACCUC